Molecule: messenger RNA, 1511 nt
Organism: Dimorphilus gyrociliatus
Lineage: Eukaryota; Metazoa; Annelida; Polychaeta; Dinophilidae
Source: the annotation of a GenBank genome assembly
AGUAAUGAAAAUUAUGAUUAAAGAAGCAAACAUUGGCUUCGUCUAGUCGGUAUGUAUAUUAAGUAAUUUGUUGAAAAUAUGAUAUAUUUAAAGAUUAUAUAUAGGUAGGAAAAGAAGUUUACAUACCUGUGAUUUAGUUUAUCACACAUUAAUCGAAUGUCAUAGCGUAAUUUCGCAAUUUUGCACAUUAUUAACAAUCGUCUCCCCUGGCAACAUCUCUAUCAGCAAGACAUUGAUAUAUCAUUCCUUAUUCUAAGACACAUCGCAAACAUCGAGUAGGUUGUCCUAACUUAACUCAUUGCGUGUUUGUUAAAAGAGAUAAAAAAGGUAAAAUGAUGUCGAGUACGAUGGAAUGCGAUGGUUCCAACACUUUGACCGCACCGACAUCGUCCGGAAUGGAAACUGCUGAUUCAAAAUUGAUGCCUCCACCAGCGAUUCCAGUACUUUCACCUCCUAAUGUGGAAAAAACUUAUUGCACCCUUGCAAAUUUUACAAUUGAAAAGAAGAUAGGACGAGGACAAUUUAGCGUGGUUCAUAAAGCUGUCUGCAACGUGGAUAAUCGAAAAGUCGCACUUAAGAAAGUGCAGGUUCGAAAUUAUAAGUUGACGAUGGCGGAAAUUCAGAGCGAUUUACUUGCCGCACCUAAUCCAGAUAAUCCUGUUGGUUGUUUAGCCAACAUCGAGAUUGAGAGGAAAAUCGGUAGAGGACAAUUUUCCGAGGUUUUCAAAGCAAAGAGCCUACGUGAAAGUAGUGUUGUGGCUUUGAAAAAAGUUAAGAUAUUUGAAAUGGUAGAUGCGAAAGCCAGACAGGAUUGUAUUAACGAAAUUGAUCUUCUUAAGAAUCUGGAUCAUCCGAAUGUUAUCAAAUACAUUGCUUCCUUUAUCGAAAAUAACGAGUUGAAUAUUGUUUUAGAAUUAGCAGCUGCUGGUGAUCUUUCCCGUAUGAUCAAACAUUUUCGAAAACAAAAUCGUCUAAUACCUGAGAAAACCAUAUGGCGAUAUUUUGUUCAAAUCUGUGCCGGUCUAGAGCACAUGCAUUUAAGACGUAUAAUGCAUCGAGAUAUUAAACCAGCUAACGUGUUCAUAACGGAAGGUGGUAUUGUUAAAUUAGGAGAUUUAGGUUUGGGGCGAUUUUUCGGUUCAAGCACUUUUGAGGCCAGGUCUUUAGUUGGAACCCCUUAUUAUAUGUCUCCAGAACGUAUUCAUGAGAAUGGGUACAAUUUCAAGUCGGAUAUUUGGUCACUUGGAUGUUUACUGUAUGAAAUGGCUGCCCUACAAUCGCCAUUCUAUGGUGAUCAAAUGAAUUUGUAUGCUCUAUGCCAGAAAAUUGAAAAUUGUGAUUAUCCACCGCUCCCGUCUGACUACUUUUCAGAUGAUCUUCGUCAAUUGGUGGUCCAAUGCAUCAAUCCUAAGCCAGAGUGCAGACCUGAUAUUGAGUAUGUGAAUAAAGUCGCCGUAUUGAUGCAUCAACAAACCAGACCUGCCUCUGGAAAUCAGCAGUCUAAUACUUAA